Messenger RNA from Acanthosepion pharaonis, 630 nucleotides. The record is from the annotation of a GenBank genome assembly. Lineage: Eukaryota; Metazoa; Mollusca; Cephalopoda; Sepiida; Sepiidae.
AUGUAUAGUUAUAAACAUUUGCCUAUCUAUCUAUCUAUCUGUCUAUUUUGGAGCAUUCUCGGAGUAUUAUCUGGGAUCGGCGCCCUCAUCAUAGGCAUCACCUAUCUUAUUUGCCGCUUCAAGAAACCGACCAAUCAGGUGGCUGAUCGGGACCAGAACAUGGUGGAAGACAACUUUGUUCACACAGAUGUUCGGACAGUGCUGUACCCCGACAAUCACUUGGAACACCAACGUUUACAGCCAGCCCCAGUCGUCCGAUUGGAAAAUAACAGACCCCCUUAUUAUGGUGCAUCGGCACACCACUCGCCACCCUCAGCAGUAGCUACGUCUGCCGUCCCUGGCGCUUCGACGUCUAUGCCAACGCCCCUGACAACAACGUCAACAACAGUAGGCAAUUGUUCUCGCCUUAACCAACUUUGUUUAGAAUCUUGGACAGGUUUCGGCCCUAGAGACAUUAAAAAUACCAGUGUGUGUCAACCUCCCGGAGGCCUUUCGAAUAUAAAUAGUGGUCGACAAGCGCAAUUGAAACCGACUGUCGUUCUUUCUGAAAUCGCUCGCUCUGCCGUGAAGUUUAAUUGCGCAUCGAACUUUCUGCUAGUGAAACCCAAGCGUACAAGUGUGGACGUUUGA